Molecule: messenger RNA, 4644 nt
Organism: Orbicella faveolata
Lineage: Eukaryota; Metazoa; Cnidaria; Anthozoa; Scleractinia; Merulinidae
Source: RefSeq, a predicted model, not a curated record
CGCUGACGUUUUACAAAAUGUUUUCUUCUUUUGCGCUUUUACAUUAUUUUUGUACCUCCUAUUACUUCGAAUUACUUUUUUUGUGCUUUUACUUUGAGUCCCUCUCAAAAAAUACAAAACGUUGAUAAUUGCGGUUUCUUGAAAUAUCGUCUGGUAUGUUUCCUCGCCCUUUCCUUGUCAAUCACUUCAAUGCUUUCGCCACAAUAAAACUCUUCUCAGUUUACGAAAAUAUUACAGCCGCUCGCUCCGAAGCCCCCAGGUGACAUAGGCUUCAGUGUAGCAGUUUACUGAAGAGAGACUAUUUGAAGAGGUAAAAACGCGUUUGUUUUACAGAGGACAUCAGAAGUACAGUUUGGAUGCCAAAGAAACAACCUUGGACGCGGGACACGUUUCUGAAAAGGCUUUCUAUCGACGUAAUCGCGGUUCAAGAAUCAAUGUCAAUAGCGCAUCAGCUGAACAAUGAAAGAAUUUUGGAUGUUACUUGGUUUAUUCUUCUACUUUACAUGUACAACUACACAGAAAAGCUUCGCAAUUGGAGUGACACCUUCGCUGAGAAAGAACAGUUUGAGUGCCUCAACUGAUUUUCACGAUAAUUUAGAAACCCUUGAUAUAGGUUCUUCUCCAUUCCUAAAUUUAACACAAUCGGCGUCCUUGUUAGAAACGACGAGACUUUCGCUGAGCAGGACGAUUAUCGCGACAAAUAACAAAGCUAAUGAGGUUUCCACUGAAAUAAAAGAACCGAUUGUGCCUUCUUUAUCAUCAACAAUUUUUGUCCCUCACACAAGAACAAAUGAAAUCGUCAACAAGGUCUUAUCUAGGGACGUGUCACCGGAAAAACGUGCGUCGAACUAUUCCUCGCUAAAUAUGCAAAGUGGCUUUUUUAGAGCAACAGAACAUAGUUCAGCGAUAUCGUCAAAGGCCUCUGUUGGAAAACCGGAAAUUGCUCUAACUACGUCCGAAUUCAGUGGAAUUAUUUUACCCUCGUGGUCGGUAGAUAAGAAAUAUUUGCCGAAUUCUCAAGCAGGAGAUAAGUCUAAUGGGUACAGCUCUCAAGGAGCUUUGGCGAAAUCAGCUUUUUCGAAUGGGCUCAACUCCCAGACGGGUCAACUUUCAAACUCAAAUUCUAUUUUGGGGCGGAUUAGCAUAGAUUACAAUGCAUCUGCGAGCACUAAUGACGGUAGCAGAUUGUUUACUAGAGGAUCAGUGUCGCUGGUAAAGCUGCCUAGAACGCUUCUCCUUAGCUUGCAAACCAUCUGGAAAACCACGGAUUUAAAUCCCAGAACAUUUCAAACAACUCUUUUGUUUUCUGACAAAGCCGACACUUCUGGAUCCGGCGCCACACCAACAUUCGAGACCAAAACAAGCACAUCAAUAACUACAAGAAAAUUUUCUAGCAUUUCUGGAAUGUCACAGGCAACUUUGUUGGCUAAAAUGACUCAAGACGAAGGUAAUAUCGCUUCGGCGGCUUUUCUAACGUCGCGUGCAACAACAACAAACCAAAAAGUUGCGAGUUCUCUUAUACAUUCUGAUAUUCAAAAGGACAAUUCUCUUGUCUCCUCCGUUGUGAUGGCUUCACCGUCUUUGUCAGGCAAAGCCAGAGAGGUGCCUUCUCUGUCUCCUAGUGCCGCGAUGACAGUUUCAAUAACUCCUAUGACACAUCAAGACGUCCCCAGUAGUGUAAACAGCAAGUUGUCUUCAAGACCUGAAAAUGAAUUCCGCACAUUGACCAUCAGUGAAGAAAUGGAGAAUUCCAGCCAAAUGUCUUUCACAACAAUGCAUAGCUCGAGAAUUAGUGCAUCGGAUUCUCCGACUAGAGACAGUGCUUCGAUUUCUCAAGACGAGAGCGCAAUUUCUGUACCGCGAGGUAUGAGAAGUUCUUCACACAUUACUUCUCCUUUCGAAAAGACCACCCGUUUGGCAAUAUCGAGCUUGCAGGCUCAAUCCCUGCAAUUAAAAACAAGUGAGGUAAAAUUGGAAAUGUCUUUCGCAGAUUCAGCGAAGUCGUUCAUCUCAAGAACUUCUUCUAACGUAAGCCCAUCUUUACAAGCGUCUUUGAAAGCCGUAAACAUGACAUCGUCCUUGAAAGCCGAAGAUAUCACAGAAUUUGUAACCCAGUCUAUGGUACAGCCCACAAACUGGAUUCCUUUUUCAGCUUCUCAGGAAUUUUCAGUGUUGAACACUGACAACAAUCGUAAAACAUGCGGGAUUUCUGGGAGUAGCUCAUUACACGAGAAGAGAAGCUCAGCCGUUUCUAACGUCCCCAGCUUCAGCCCUUCCUCUUCGACGCCCCUUGAUAAAAGCAAGUUACAGACAUCCUCUGCAGUUUCAGCCGCCUCGCCAAAGAGUGAAAACACAUCUGGAGUAAUUAUUUCUUUACAAGAAGAAAGUGCUACAUCUAACAGAGCAGCUAGCACACAGUCGCGCAUCGCAUUCUACUCAACCCAGACGAUAUCAUCUGUAUCUACUGUGAGCAAUACUAACGUCUCCACAGAAUCCCCAACGACCAACGCGAGGACCUCGAGUCGUAUUAAGCUGCCUGGCGUUGCGAGUUCUGUUAUGCAGUCCGCGAUUCAAAGAGAGACUUCCCUCCAAUCCUCGGUUGUAAUGGCUUCACCGUCCGUGUCAACCAAGGAUAGAGAGAUAUCUUUGCAGUUUUCUGGUGCCAUGACAACAAUUUCAACGCCCUCUAUAAUUCAGUCACCGUUUGCUGGCAGGACAAACAGCAAGUUCUCAUCAAGAACUGAAAGUGAAUCCCGCCCAUCGAAGAGCAGUCAUAAAGCGAAGACUUCUUUCCUGAUGUCUUUAAUAAUAGAGCCUAGUACAAGUGACACUGCGACAAUUCCUAUAGACGAAGGGACCACAACUUCUGUACCGCAAGGAAUAAGAAGUUCAGCCGUCGUAUCUACUCUUGCUGAAAGGUCUUCUAGUCUGGCAGUAUCAAGCUUGCAAACUGAAUCGCGGAAAAUGACUUUCGCAGAUUCAACGAAGACUCCCUCCUCCAGAACUUCUGUCAAAGUAAGAAUUUCUGUACUGGCAACUGAAGACCUAUCUUCCCUUUCUUUGUCCUCCACGAGAACCGAAGCAAUGACGGAAUUACACACGCAGUCCCCGGUAAAACCAACAAAGUGGAUUCUGUUUUCAGCCUCUGAUAAAUUUUCGUCAUUGAACACUGACAGUUAUCAUAAAACAUGGAGCUCUGGUAGUUCGAGAUUCAGUGGACAUGAAAUUCGCUCCUCCUCCGAAAGUGAGAGCUUGGCCAUGACGAGUAAAUUAGCUGCAACUUCGGCUUCUUAUUCCCAGACCUCGUCACAGAUCCCAUAUGAGGUAAUGUCUGCUGCCACUGCUACUAGCGUCGAAACUAGCGUCAUCCUCACACGUUUAUCCUCGCGCAUGAGCAGUCGUCCUAUGCCUUCAAACAGAAAAUCGGCCGUAUCGGAAGAUCGCAACUUCAGCACAUCCGUGAGUUUCAGUGCGUCAACGCUUCUUGAGAAAAGCAAGUUACAGACUUCCUCAUCUGUUCCAGCCACAUCACCUAAGAGUAAAAUGACAUCUGCAGUAAUUGUUCCUGUACCAAAAAGCAGUGCAACAUCUUACAAAGCAUCUAGUACACAGUUAGGCGUCACAGUCCACCCAACGCAGACCAGAUCAACUUCAGCAACUGUGGCUGGCAACAUUUCCACAGGACCCCCCACAACCGCGGCCAGUGACACUGGUCAUAUUAAUUUACUUAUCGUAGUUGCCAUCAUCCCGAGCAUUAUCCUGUGCGCCUUUUUUGCCGCUGUGCUCUUCUUUCGUCGAAGCCGCAAACGAAGAAACAAGGCUGUCUACUCGAUAAAGCUGGAAUAUGCAGACGAAAACAACGGAUUCCGUAAAAGAUGCGUGAAUAGUCGCCUGGAUUUGAGCUUAAAAGGAAUCCACAUCGACUUGGAAUUUCCAAACGCAUCGAGUGAUCGCGAGCGACGCGCAAGUUACGGACGGGAGAGCCCGAGAUAUUCCCGCGGGUCGACCUUGAGCGAGACACAGAUGCGAGAGUUGCAGAUUCUGUCGCAAGAAUGUAGAGAGAAUAUGGAAUGGAUCAGCGAGGUUAUUGCUAGAGAAAUGGAGGCUUCGAUUUGCGGUCGAAUUCAGCCUGCUAAUCGAGAAAGCGUCUACUCUGUCAAGGAAAAAGAGAAUUAUGAACCGAGUGAAAAAGUGAUCAGAAGGGAAUCUUCCAAGAGGGGAAGGGAAAGCGUCAAGUGGAGGGUACCUGUUGUACAGCGUCGCGAUUCGGACGAUUUUGAUCAACGAGAUUCCAUGUGUACAGAUGACACGACACUGUUCCCUGAGGAAUGGAAAAAGAGUCAUGAAAACUCUGAAAGAUCAACGCGUCACAACGGUGCUGAAACGCGAAGGAAGAGUGAUAAAAAGCCGAAUCCAGUGGCGAAGGAAAACGGAGAUGAAGCCAAAUUAGACAAGGAACUAAGAGUACAACUAUCUAAUAAAAAUCUCGACGAGCUUCAGAGUCAGGAUAAUGAAAAGAAGGAAAAAGAACUUCACGAAAAUAUACCGCUCACUAUUAAUUUGAAUGCUAAGAACGACGAUUCAGCUCACGUCACCCAAGGGAAGCGCCCGUCCCCUCGACCGCAAAGAUCUGAAACAUUAUGA